GUGACUCGGGCACUGAUGCACCUUGGUUCCUCCUAUUCUCUGCCUGCAGCACAUCAUAGUCUUGUCUCCUGCAGCCUUCCUACAGCAGCAGCGGCGGCAGCAGCAAGAGCUGCAGCAGUAGGAAGACAUGGCCGACUGGAUCUGACUAGAAAACUCACCCUGAGCUGAGAAAUCACAGCCUGCACAAAGGACGGGACCGUGGGUGACAGCAGCAGCAGUGUUGUUGACCACUGGGAUGCAUCGUGGGUCUCGGGAGCUCCAAUGGCUUUUAUGUCCAGGUUCUCCAGAAGCAGCUCCAGGUCACCCAGCCGGGGGUCUCAGGAAGACACCAGCAACCACCCCAUCCUCAGUGUCUUUGAGCUGGAGAGGCUGCUGUACACGGGGAAGACGGCCUGUAACCAUGCAGAUGAGGUCUGGCCAGGACUCUACUUGGGAGACCAAGAUAUAGCAGCCAAUCGGCGUGAGCUGGCCCGCCUGCACAUCACCCACAUACUCAAUGCCUCACACAGCAAGUGGAGAGGAGGUGCCGAGUACUAUGAGGGCACCGGAAUCCGCUACCUAGGCAUCGAGGCCCACGACUCGCCCAGCUUCGACAUGAGUCCCUACUUCCACCCCUCAGCUGACUUCAUCCACCAGGCGCUGAGCGAGAGAGGAGGAAGGAUCCUUGUACACUGUGCCGUCGGGGUGAGCCGCUCAGCCACCUUGGUCCUCGCCUACCUCAUGAUCCGCCACCGUAUGACCCUGGUGGAAGCCAUAAAGACGGUUAAGGACCACCGCGGCAUCAUCCCCAACCGGGGCUUCCUGCACCAGCUGGUCUCCCUGGACAACUCCCUGAGGCUGAAGCGGCGAGCAUGAGCAGGGAGGGGAGAGGGCACUGUUCAGCGUCCGGUGCUCAGCCCAACCCUACUGCCAACUGAGCAGCAGACACAGGGCUUUCAUCAUGGGCCAGGCACUUGGCAGGUGCAGCUGGACUCCCUCGGCCCAUGUCCACCCUGUCCAGGGGGGUCCUCAAGGAGUGGAAGCUAUUCAGAGGGGCCCCCAACCUGCAGUCCUGUGGUCUAUGGAGGCCUAACAUGCAACCUCCUUCCAGGCUGCAAGACUUAGAGGUGUACCCUGGCUCUGGGAAGCCCACACGGGUUGGUUCUGCCAGAGGGCACACCCAGGCAGCAAGCCAGCCCUGCCUGUUGUUGCUGCGAGAUCCAAGCUGCGUGCAUUUCUUGGUGACAAUGAGAAUUAGGCCUGGCCCAUGGAGUCGUAGACUAGGGGUGCCCUCAAUGUAAAACAUUUAUCUGUCAGAAUAAAGUUACUGCAGAGGAAAAACAUAUGUCCCCCCACUUCUGUGUUUUGGAUCAUCUUUGCCCAGACCCCAAAGGAGGUUGAGAGAUAGGUUCUAGACUGUGUGUAUUCAGGGAUCACAUCCCACCAAAAAGCUGAAAUGCUGCUGCCUCUUC
This is a messenger RNA of Mauremys reevesii (Reeves's turtle), 1451 nucleotides long. It is a transcript of the gene DUSP26, whose product is annotated as dual specificity phosphatase 26. Bases 262 to 855 code for a protein of 197 amino acids. Gene Ontology annotation, molecular function: MAP kinase phosphatase activity; protein tyrosine/serine/threonine phosphatase activity. The transcript is spliced from 5 exons. Gene Ontology annotation, biological process: protein dephosphorylation; negative regulation of MAPK cascade. Gene Ontology annotation, cellular component: cytoplasm. NCBI's taxonomy places the organism in Eukaryota, Metazoa, Chordata, Testudines, Geoemydidae. The record is from RefSeq and is a predicted model, not a curated record.